AUUAAUGACGUUAAUCAUUCCAGACUUUAUUUGCUAUCUAUUCAAGUUUCGAAUAUAGACUACGUAGUACCGACUUAACUUCUGUGCAAAAUAUUCGAAAUUCGCAUGAGUUAAAGUGAAUUUGUGGUUUUUAAAACAAACAAAAUGACAGUGGUGCCAAGAAUAAAAUGGGUUCUUUUGGGGUUCAUUCUUGUAUUAUUAUUUGAAACAUCGAUUGCAUUGAAUAUCGCUGUUAUUGGUGCCGGUGCGUCGGGUCUUGCAAGUGCAAAGAAUGCUCUCGAACAGGGCCACAAAGUGGUCAUUUUUGAAAAAGGACCAAGACUUGGUGGAAUUUGGUGGUACACAAACAGAGUUGGGAAAGACGAAUACGGUGUUGAAAUUCAUACUCCAAUGUAUCAAGGACUCAGAACGAAUACACCAUGCGAAACCAUGGAAUUUCCAGGCAUUCAAUUCUCAAAUCGCACAACAAAAUAUCCAACAUCUGACGUUGUAUGGAAUUAUUUGAAUUCAUACGCCAAAAAGUUUAAUGUGACGAAACACAUAAAAUACCAUCAUUUGGUUGAGAAAGUACACCCAAUCAAAAAUAAAAGGUGGAAAAUCACUGUGAAAGACUUGCCGAAUAAACGCACCAACACGAAUACGUAUGAUGCCGUCUUUGUUUGCACGGGUGUAUGUUCUUCGCCACGUUUUCCCAACUACAACGGAACAUUCAACGGAUAUACUUUACAUAGCCAUGAUUAUCGUAGUCCUGAACAUUUUGAAGGAAAAGAUGUUCUAGUUGUCGGUGAUGGUGUAAGUGGAACAGAUAUAGCCAACAAAUUAUUGACAACAGCAAGAACUGUGACGCUCAGCGCUCGUGGACGUCUUCCAUUAGAUAAUAAUAGCAUGGAAUGGUCUGAUGACGAAGAAGAUGGGGAUGAAAUCAUAAGAAAAUGCGAUGUAAAAUGUCUGACAGCUGAUGGAGCCGAAUUUGUUGACGGAACCCAUUGUAAUUUCUCGGUGAUUAUUUACGCAACAGGCUAUUUAUAUGCAUAUCCAUUUUUGAAUGAAAGUUCUAGCAUUCACACAGAAAACAACUAUGUGCGACCACUUUAUAAGCAAAUUAUAAAUAUCGAACAUCCGACGAUGGCUUUUAUUGGUAUACCUUCCGGGGGUAUGCAUAAUGUAAUGGUUGAUUUGCAGGCACGAUUUGCUUUGAAAUUCCUUUCUGGCGACAAGAAAUUGCCGACAAAAGAUGAAAUGACAAUGGACACCUGGACACAAAUUCAAAAUCGAAUGACCGAAAACUAUCCAUUAAAUAGAUUUCAUGCAUUGAAAAUGGGUCGGGAUGAAUAUUACACUGACCUUGCAGACACAGCAGAUAUUCAACAUAUUCCAGAAUCAGUUUUCUCAUACACAUGGUGAGAAAAACUGUCCCGAAAAACAAUUAGUUAAAAUGCGGAGAUGUGCGGAGCUGUACACAACACAAUAGUACACCUUCAGUUGUAUGCACUCAUUUGAUUAUUAUGCGUUCCAUAAAACUGUUCACGUAUAAAUAAAUACAGCUUCGCACAUCUCCACAUUUUGGGAGUCCGUUAGCAUAGUGAUACUAUGAAAGAAGGAUAAUAAUAUAAAAAGAAAUUAAAAAAAUGGA
Messenger RNA from Contarinia nasturtii (swede midge), 1633 nucleotides. Its product is annotated as dimethylaniline monooxygenase [N-oxide-forming] 3-like. The record is from RefSeq and is a predicted model, not a curated record. NCBI's taxonomy places the organism in Eukaryota, Metazoa, Arthropoda, Insecta, Diptera, Cecidomyiidae. Bases 145 to 1404 code for a protein of 419 amino acids. The transcript has 7 exons. Gene Ontology annotation, molecular function: NADP binding; flavin adenine dinucleotide binding; N,N-dimethylaniline monooxygenase activity.